Messenger RNA from Cercopithifilaria johnstoni, 498 nucleotides. The record is from the annotation of a GenBank genome assembly. Lineage: Eukaryota; Metazoa; Nematoda; Chromadorea; Rhabditida; Onchocercidae.
AUGGAGGAUCAUCUCCGAAAAACAGUUGAACCUCCACAGAUACAGAGCACGGAUCGGUUGAACGAGCAUCCCCAUUGCAUAAAACAUUUGAUAGCGGAACGGAUUCGCUAUCAAGAUGAACAACGGCAGCGUGAAAUGGAAUCAUCUGUUCCGGUUGUCGUUAGCUUCAGAAUCCCGGCUGCAAUGAUUGAUGUGUUAGUUGGAGAGGAAGAUCAACGAUCACAUCUCAUAGCAUAUGCAACGCAGACGGAAUUAUUUCUGCCACGCCACUUCCAAAGUUCCACCUUCACAAUCAGCGGAUAUGAUCAUAAUAUCCGCAGAGCUCUGCGGAUGAUUGAGAAAAUAAUCAAUGAAGAAUGUUGUAAUUCCGAUUCUUCAAAUUACACUUUUAUCGCUGAUCCGAAUGUGGAGGAAAGUGGCACGGAUUAUAUCCUUUGCAAUGGACCGAUUCGUGAAGCAAGGUAUAGGCUUGGAAGGGAAGGUAUGCAUCGAGGUUAA